AGUGCGGAGCAGAUGGAAAGAGUGUUGGUGAAAGAAAGAGAGAGAUAGAGAGUCAGGAGAAACCAUGCAGUAUCUGAGGAAGCCUAGUGAGCGUAGUGACCGAGCCUGACGACCUGAUCACCCCAGACAACAAGGAAAGAGCAGUCUGGUCAACCUCAAGACCCGGACAUACACACCUCCAACAGGAGAAAGAGAAAUAAACAGAGAGAAAGAGCGAGAGAGAGAGAGAGCGAGACAGAGAUAGAGAGCGCGAAAGAGAGAGAGAGGAGAACGCCAGAUGUGUGAGAGAGAGCAGAGAGAAGGAGAUGCUCAGAGAGAGCGGACAGUGACCAGAAAGGAGACCAGAGGAAGAAAGAGAAACGAAAGAGACCACUGAGAGAGUGCCUGUGGUAGUGCUGAAAUCUGGAUUGUCUGUAAAGGGGUGCUUGACUUUUGGUUCUGUGGCUCUGAGAGACAACGGGAGCUCUGAGAAACAGUUUGGGGGAGUUCUGUGUUUCACUCUGCCAACAGUAUUACCUGUGUGUGGAAACACUGUGUUACGAGACUGCUUCAAGUGUUCUGAAGAGGACAAAAUAGUAGCCAAAGAAAAGGAGGACAGAAAGAGGACAGAUAAAUAAAAAGGAAAGAAAGCUAUACAUUUAGAAAGAAAGAACAAGAAGGAACCAGAGAGUAAGCAAGAGAAAAACAAAGCUAGAGACAGACAAUAACAGAUAGACAAAAAUACAGGAUGGCAAACUCAGGAUUCCAGUUACUGGGUUACUUCCUGGCGCUGGGUGGUUGGAUAGGCAUCAUCUCCACCACGGCUCUGCCCCAGUGGAAGCAGUCUUCGUACGCGGGCGACGCCAUCAUCACGGCCGUCGGGCUCUAUGAGGGCCUGUGGAUGAGCUGUGCCUCCCAGAGUACAGGACAGGUGCAGUGCAAGGUGUUUGACUCCAUGCUGUCACUGGACGUUCACAUCCAGACGUGUCGUGCUCUUAUGGUGGUGUCCGUGCUGCUGGGCUUCAUAGGAAUGAUAGUGAGUGUGGUGGGGAUGAAGUGCACUAAGGUGGGCGACAAUAACCCCGCCUCCAAGGGGCUCAUCGCUGUGUCUGGAGGAGCCCUCUUUCUACUCGCAGGUCUGUGUACGCUGGUGUCCGUGUCCUGGUAUGCCACUCAGGUGUCCUAUCAUUUCUUCAACCCAAACACGCCGGUCAAUGCCAGGUAUGAGUUUGGGUCAGCCCUGUUUGUGGGAUGGGCGGCGGCCAGCUUGGCGGUUUUGGGUGGAUCCUUCCUGUGCUGCUCCUGCUCCAAUGAGGAGAGGCGAGGGCAGCAGUACUACCGCCAAUCACAACCAUCCACAGCCAGGGAACCAAAUGUUAAACAUUCCCCACCAGAGAAAAAGGAGGAAUACUUGUAGUUUGGGUGACUCCUUUGGCCCCACGAUGUGUUAGAUUUUUGGCAACAGGCAAGACACUGUCUAACACAAACAGACAAGACACUCUCUCAAAGAAAACAGAAGCAGACAAGACACUCUCAAUAGAAAACAUAAGCAGACAAGACACUUUCAAUAGAAAAGACACUUUCAGAAAGCAAACAAAAUAAAUCCAGAAUACACUGAAUACAUCUGCAGACCAACCCUAAUGGGUAGCUAGUACUGUAUCAUUCUUAAAGAUGCCCAUGUGUUAAAUGUUUGUCAAUGUAUUUUAGAAUCAGUUUUGUACACAAGCAAUAUUAAAUGGUAUUCUGCACAGGUAUUAUUUGUGCUCACACAUGACAAAUAACUGCUAUUUGGAUAAUUGAAAGAUGGUGAACCUGAAUCUGUAAUUCUUUCUGUCUGUAGUCUGUCUUUAGUUUCUGGGAGAGGAAGUCAUUAGGGGGUGUUUAUAGAACAUAGAAUACAGAAGUGCCCAGAUGUAUACACCACCACCUCCAGCCUUUCUACUACAUAUUCUCUACUGCAGUGCCUUAUAACAUGUGUGUUUGUGUGUAUGUUUUUGACUGUUAUACACGGAUCCCACAGUGUCACAUCCUAUAUGGACAUAUUGUAAAACGUAUCCGUGGACAUGUCUUUUCUCUUGCAUGAAAUGUACCAUUCAGACAAACUGUUGCAUGUAGUUGUAUCUCUGAACAUGAAUAUGUACUGUACUGUAGCUAGUAUACCACUUAGAAAACAACAGACAGAGAGAUUCCUAAAUGUCCCUAACUGAUGAGAGCGAUGGCACGCUUUGUAAAAGUUGUGAGACUGUUUGGAAGAAGUACAUGUACAGUAGCCCAGAUUGAGGAUAUUAUUAUACAUGCAUUCGAUUUAGUUACGUGCCAAUAUGAUUUAGUGUGGAUGGAAGAUGUGUUUUGUUAUUGACUACGGCAAAUUGUUCUGUACUCCGGGUGCUGAAAGCACCGUCUCCUGUACAGGUACUGUACUUAGUAACGGACAGUUUGCUGAAUGUAAUCAGGUCAAACGUGCUUUUCUGUUGCCUACAUUUAUUUACCAUGCAUUUUCUUCAUCUAAUAUUCACUAUUAUUAUUUGAUGUAUCAUUUCUUUUGAAGUAUACUCAUGUAUGUUUCUUUUAGAAUAAAGU
Molecule: messenger RNA, 2559 nt
Organism: Salvelinus namaycush (lake trout)
Lineage: Eukaryota; Metazoa; Chordata; Actinopteri; Salmoniformes; Salmonidae
Gene: cldn19
Product: claudin 19
Exons: 5
Coding region: 728-1396 (222 amino acids)
Biological process (GO): bicellular tight junction assembly; cell adhesion
Cellular component (GO): bicellular tight junction; plasma membrane
Molecular function (GO): structural molecule activity
Source: RefSeq, a predicted model, not a curated record